Molecule: messenger RNA, 672 nt
Organism: Styela clava
Lineage: Eukaryota; Metazoa; Chordata; Ascidiacea; Stolidobranchia; Styelidae
Source: RefSeq, a predicted model, not a curated record
AUGAAACUUGGAGCAAAUGAACAAAUAGCAUGGGAAAGCUGGACUAAAGCAAUUCCAGACUUAUCAGAAGUCAAAUUACCAAGAUACAUUAAACCGAAUUCAUUUGGGGUUAUUGUUUCACAAGAAUUACAUCAUUUUGGCGAUGCAUCACAAGUUGCCUAUGGAUCAGUUUCAUAUUUGAGGUUAUCAGAUGAAAACGGUCAGAUACACUGUUCAUUUUUACUUGGAAAAUCAAGAUUGUGUCCUAUCAAGACAAUAUGUUCACUUCCACGGCUGGAAAUUACAGCUGCUGCGCUUUGUGUGCGAGUGGAUAUGUUUUUAAGACGUCAAUUAAAAUUUGAGAAGAAUGUUAAGUCUAUAUUCUGGAGUGAUAGCACAGCUACUAUCCAAUCAAUUUACAAUUCGUCGAAAAGAUUUCCUACUUUCAUAGCUAACCGAUUAGCAAAAAUUGAAGAAGGUUCAGAGCCACAUCAAUGGCGUUAUGUUCCAAGUGAAUUGAACCCAGCGGAUUAUGCAUCCCGUGGAAUGACAGCAAAGAAAUUGAUUGCAAAGAAAUCAUGGUUACAAGGACCAGAAUUUCUCUACCAGAAUGAAGAGAACUGGCCACAAAUGCCAGUUAAAUUACCAGAUUUACCAUUGGAAUUUAUUGAAAAGCCAAUGAAUGUCUAUUAA